Solenopsis invicta (red fire ant) is the source of this 13711-nucleotide messenger RNA. RefSeq names its product serine/threonine-protein kinase WNK1 (gene Wnk). Gene Ontology annotation, cellular component: cytoplasm. Bases 705 to 10085 code for a protein of 3126 amino acids. NCBI's taxonomy places the organism in Eukaryota, Metazoa, Arthropoda, Insecta, Hymenoptera, Formicidae. Gene Ontology annotation, biological process: intracellular signal transduction; positive regulation of sodium ion transmembrane transporter activity; protein phosphorylation. The transcript is spliced from 17 exons. Gene Ontology annotation, molecular function: potassium channel inhibitor activity; protein serine/threonine kinase activity; ATP binding. The record is from RefSeq and is a predicted model, not a curated record.
CGUGCCCGUGUGUGUGUGUGUGUGUGUGUGCUGUGCGUGCGUGCGCGCGUCUGCUAUGUCGGGACACCCUGUAUAUUGUCAUAUUUUUCAAGCGGCGUAUUCCACGGUGCUUAACAACAUUCUGCGACUUUAACGACACGAACGGUGUUUCCUAGCGGUCUCUCUUUGUUUGUGACACGGUCGCGCGUGUAUGCUCCUGAUCAAAACACCAAAUGCUCCUACGUCUCGAUUGUUUCCUUGAUUGACGCUCUGAUAUAGUUUGAUAGCAAAUUGAUUUGCGAUAAUACUCCGUUUAGGGUUCGUGCGCCUCUUAUACGCAUGUAUCUCCGUCUCGAUUUUAUUGCUGAAUGGGUAAUUUUCAUGAUCAGUUAAUGUCGAGUGUAUCUUAAUGUAAAAGGAAGAUUGUUUUAGUUCCUUGGGCACUAGAAAUUUGCUAGCCAGCUCAACAGUUUGUAUGGUGGGAUAUACAGUCUAAGUCCAAAAUGUUACAGAUACGGAUAUUUUAAAUCUUAUAACAAAGACUGCUCAUCAAGAGAUAUAUAGUCACAGUUGAAAAAAGAAUUUCAAUUUGCUUAUCUUAAGGAGGUGAUGAUAGUACGAGUUUUACUAAUUUUAUAUUGGAGCGAGGCUGAGUGUAAAGGCACAAGAGAAUAGGGAGAAUAAAUUUUGUGAAAUAGAAUUUUAAGUAAAGUUGGUUAUGUGCAAUGCCGAGAUGCUAUAAUGACAGCAAAACAGUGAGUUCAGUGAACAGCAACUAUAAGCACAGUACAGACGAUAUUAUAUUAACGCAGUCGCAUGCUUUCUCGAUUGGAAGUCAAUUGAACGUAGACGAAGAUCCCCCGAUAGUUGAAAAAUCACAUAGACGUUUGCGGUGUGAUCUAAGUCCUGUCCCAACAAGUGCUAACAAUUUAAACAUAAAAUUCAUUGGUUUAAAGGGUGAUAAAGGUACUCGUGAAGAUCAUCAGGUGAGCACUGGAUCUGGGGGGCACAGAGAAAAAAAUAGAGAGACUAAAAAGAGAGCAGCUAUAGGCAACACAGUGCGUGGAUUCUUUUCAUCUGGCCACAGCAGGCAGGACAGGUAUGAGACAAGCAGGCAACGUUCUUCAGGUGGAACUGGCGGUGGCUUGUCUAGUUUAUGUCCUAAGCUGGUGGCCAGUGGCAACUCAAGUGGCAUUAAUUUGUCAGUGGGCCACUUAGCCUCUCAGGAAAGUGGAGUUGUAACGACCCAAAGGAUUCACACACACAAUAUCAAUCACAAACGCCAAAGAAAGCUAUCUAUUGUCACGCAGGCAGGUCCUAGUGCCAACACUACUGGUGAUAGGAAGGUAUUAUCCAAUAUAAGUCGCUCUGCUAUUAUUUCCAAAAAGCAAAAUCGAACACAGCGACACGAUCAGAGUACUGAUUCUUUAUCUAUAACUAGCAAUGGUCUUGUGACCAGCUCGCCAUCUUCUAAAAAGAAAGUACUAUCUGCCUUGCGUAUCUCUGAUCGAUCAUCUUCCCAAAGUGUGAAUUCAUCAUCCUUAGAUCAUGAAAAUGAUCGUAGUUUCAGUGAUGCUGAAGAAGCAAUCGCAGCAACGGAGAAUGCGUUUGCAACACCAGGGUCUAGUUCUACACCUUCUACACCAAUUAGUAAAGUAAAGUCUGCAAAAUUGAGCAAAAAUGAGGAAGCAAAUGUGGAACACGUUCUUGCCGAAUGUACCGAUUCAUCAAGGAAUGCUGCAGAUGUACAACACGUGAUUUUAAAUGAGUUUGAACAAAAAAAUGUUAUGUCAAUGAAAUCGUCUGCAGUAUACGAAUUACACGCAGUUAAUCAGGAAAGUAUUAUAAAUGAUAAGCAAAAAUCGUCGAGUUCUGUCCUUGGUUCCAGAUCUAUUAGUAAUAGUAACCAGAAAGUUCUGAAACAUAAAAAUACAAAUUUUACAGAAAAAAUGAUUGAACAUCAUAAUAGUAAAGAUAUUGAAACGGCCAACAUAGAAAAGGAUUUAAAUGAUACUACGAUAUCGAUAGAUACAGAAAUGAAUUCCACAGACGAUAAUAGUGAAAGUAAACAAGGAAAAAGAAAGACUGUAGAGUAUACAGAUGACGGUACAGAUAAAGAAACCAUCAAUUCUUUGAAUACCAUAAGCAGUGAUAAGGAAGAAAAAAUAACGAGGAUCAAGAAUAAUGCAGGUUUAAGUGAAGAGGUAAUUAAGAGUUCGAGAUUUGUAACAUCAAAGGUAUUGGAGGAGUUGACGGAUGCAGACACUAAAACGGUGGAUGUAGAAAAAGAGGAAGAUGAGGAAAGAGUGACGAUAUAUGACGACGAUGGCACCAGUAUCAGCGACAUAGUAGCAGCACAGGCGCUUCAUGAAUCGUUAAGUAAAUUAGGCAAAGUUCCGCCAUUAGACACCGAGAUGGAUGAGAUGCAGAAUACAAGUUUGCGAGACGAAACAAAGAUGAGGGAGCAUUCUGAAAAGGAUAUAGGUACGCAGGAAGAAACAGUAGAAGGUUUUAUCGGUCCGUUGCUUGAUGAAAACUUUAAAGCGGAUGAGAAAUUGUCUCAAAAAACAAUGGCGAUGGAGGAGGUGCAAAAUUUAUUAAUGAAAGUUAAGGUGCAGACUGUCGAGGAUGACGACGACGAGGAGAAAGCUGUCGGUAUUUCACCGGAUGGAAGAUUUUUGAAAUUUGAAGAGGAAAUUGGUCGUGGUAGUUUCAAGACUGUUUAUCGCGGAUUAGAUACCCAAACGGGCGUAGCUGUAGCUUGGUGCGAAUUGCAGGAGAAAAAAUUGAAUAAGACAGAGAGAUUGAGAUUUAGAGAAGAAGCUGAAAUGUUAAAAGGAUUACAACAUCCGAAUAUUGUAAGAUUUUAUGACUAUUGGGAAGUUACACUUACCCGUAGGAAAUAUAUUGUACUAGUCACUGAGCUUAUGACAUCAGGAACAUUGAAAACGUAUUUGAGGAGGUUUAAGAAGAUCAAUCCCAAAGUAGUAAAAUCUUGGUGUCGGCAAAUCUUGAAAGGCUUGAGCUUUCUUCACUCUAGAUCACCACCUAUUAUACAUCGUGAUUUGAAAUGUGAUAAUAUUUUUAUCACGGGUACGACGGGUAGCGUGAAAAUUGGUGAUUUGGGUCUUGCAACAUUGAAGAAUCGUAGUUUUGCAAAAAGCGUUAUCGGUACACCGGAAUUUAUGGCGCCUGAAAUGUACGAAGAACAUUAUGAUGAGUCGGUUGAUGUUUAUGCCUUCGGAAUGUGUAUGCUCGAGAUGGCUACUAGUGAGUAUCCAUAUUCCGAGUGUACAGGGCCAGCACAAAUAUACAAACGCGUAGUAUCUGGUGUUAAACCACAGAGCUACGAUAAAGUUGAAAAUCCGGAGGUACGUGAUAUUAUAGAAAUGUGUAUACGUUUAAAGAAGGAAGAACGACCGCUCGUUAAAGACUUACUUAAUCAUGAAUUCUUCGCCGAUGAUGUUGGACUGAAAUUGGAGAUGGUUUCGCGAGAUUCGGCGGUUGCGGAUAUGGAGCUGUCGCGUGUCGAGUUUAGAUUGCGUGUGCUGGAUCCAAAGAAACGUAGUAACAAGCACAAGGAAAACGAAGCGAUACAAUUCGACUUUGACAUACAGGCUGAUAACGCAGAGGAGGUAGCGCUGGAAAUGGCAAAAUCUAGCCUUAUAUUAGAGGAAGACGCUAAAGCAGUGGCUAAGAUGUUGAAAUCGCAAAUUACCACUCUAUUACGAGAACGAGAAGAUCGUAAAGCCAAAGAAGAGAGGGAACGUUUGGACAGGGAAACUGCUGCCACAGCCACGGAUGUCACAGCUAACGCUGCAAACGAGAAUUUAUUACAGCAACAACUGCUUCUUCAGCAAAUGCAAUUGCAGCAGCAACAGCAGCAACAACAACAGCAACAACAAAUUCAGUCUAAUAUUAAUAUGCAGAUGCAAAAUCCGAUGCAAUUGCAACAAACUCAAAUACCUAUUCAGCAACAGCAAUUACAGUCGACUGCUCAACAAGCUCAACAGCAUAAUUUACAAGUACAGCAGGUUCAAAUGGUUCAGCAACAACCGAUAAUUCAACAGCAAACGUCGGUCGUGCAACCCCAACAAGCACAGCAAAUACAAUACCAACAGCAAAUACAGCAGCAGUUUCAGCAGCAACAACAGCAACAGUACGUCUCGCAGAGCUUGAAUGCAAAUUCUCCACAGUGUUCAACUCCACAAAACCUUCAAGCUCAGCCUCAGUUUCCACAGGUGCCACAAUUGCAACAGCAGCAGCAUGUUCAACAGCAAUAUAUACAAUUGAAUCAGAUGGGUGUUCCGCAACAAAUUUCUCAUCAGAUGCAGCAACAAAUGCAGCCUCAAAUGCAAAUAUUGCCUCAACAACAACACAUGCAUCAACAGCUUCAACAGCAGCAAUAUGCGGCACAACCACAACUUCAACAUGUUCAGCAGUUGCAUCAACAUACCGUUAGUUCGCCGCCCGUUCAAAAUCAGCAAUAUUAUCAGCAGAGCACCACUGGCUCCUCGGGAUAUGUAUCAGCGGGCUCUUUGUAUCAACAAACCAUGCCGCAACAAAUAUUUCACACAUAUGCCACGUCUACUAAUCCCUCCGGUCACGUAGAAAUCUUAUCGUCCACCCAAACUGCUACGCAGAUUUAUUCUCACGCGAGUUUACCCGCGAAUGCGAUGCCCGCAUCCUCGCAGUCGCAAUACAUCCCAUCGGCAGGUCAAGUUCAAACAUCUAUACCGCCGGCUAUAAGUGCCAAUAAUACAUCAGCCGUGACGCAUAUGCAAAAUGUCUCGACUUCGACAAUUCCUAAUAUGCAGAGCGCGCCUGCUUUACUCGGAAACACUGGACAACAGCCUCAAUCUCAACAAAAUAUUCUCAUGCAAAUGCAAUAUUCACAAAACGCAAACGUUAUGUCCAAUUCUAUGUCGAUAACACCCAAUAUGGCGAAUAUCUCGGCGCCAUCAUCUACUAAUUUGCAACAACCACAUCAACAUUUUCUUUCAAAUGCGGAUCAAUGUCCUGUGACUGACAGAUCUCUGGUAAAACAAGACACUAUGGAUUCGGUACAAUCUCUGCCACCGGAUCUACCAAUUAAUUUACAACAAGAUCAAAUUGUUGCUCCUGCUCCAGUCGCAACGGGCGUUGCACAGCAAACUGUAGCGUCAAACGAUGGAGUCACGCCAGAAAAUUCCGAAAGCGUUCCUACUUCCGAGAGAAGCCGGAUAAAACGUACAGGGACUAAACGUAAAAAACCGGGCAUUAAAUUGACGGUCUUGUCUGUCAGCAGCGGUGAAGGACAAUCAAUGACUGUCGAGUGCCAGUUGGAUACGAGUAAACAAAAGACUGUUACAUUUAAAUUUGAUCGAGACGACAUGGUACCAACAGAUAUUGCUAACAAUUUGGUUGCUGAAAAUCUAUUGCCGCAAUCUCAGUGUGAGACGUUCAUAGAAUUAAUUGAAGACAUUGUUAAACAAUUGCGUUUGGAUCCUACACGUACCUUACCUUUGGUAGCCCAUGGCCCGCCUGAUCAAUCUGCUGGUGGAAGCCCGGUUACAAGCCGACGUCCUAGAGAUCGUGAUCACAGUCUCGAUACAGCUAAGCAGGUGAGACAUGGCUCGCUAACACGUCAAAGCAGCCACCGCUCGUCGUACAAAGUCCAUCGUAGACACCGUUCGAGAGACGAAACUUCAAAUACUUCUACUCCAACUAAAUUGUUGCCGAUUGAUCAGAUUAUUUCUCAUAUCGCCAACACUACUUUGGAGAAGCAACAAGUUGUACAGACUCCUGAUAGUCAAGCCGGUGCUGAAAAUACAUCGGCAGAGGCUUCCAGGAGGUCAUCCACAUCUACACAAAAUACUGAUACUUUAACACCUACAAAUAUACCGAGUGAUCCAACUGACAAUCAAGAAACUGUCGUUUCUGUAAUGCCCGCGGAAACGAUUAUGGAAGCACAACACAAUAUUCAAGACGAUACUAAUAAUUCGGCGUUUAAAUCUUAUCAAACAUCUACAACACACGUUCAGACUCAAGUACAGGAUACAAUAGUCAGCGCAGGUCACACAAAUGAGGCAUUGAAAGAAUCUCAAGAGCAGGAUGUAGUAGAUGUAAAGGAAUCUGGAAUAUUUAAAGAGAUAAAUGUGCCCGAUGUUGCCGCAGAGGUAUCGACUUUGACCGUACCGACGCCGAUGCGCAAAAUUUCUCGCUUCUUAGUUAGUCCUGUGAUCGAACAAAAAAAUAUCGCGGCUGAUGAGGAAUCUUCUGCUGUCGGCGAAAGCAUAGAUCGUACAAAUAUUGUAACGUCACAGUCAGUAUCGCAGUCUGUUGCGCCUACUGCAAACGUGGAGCUUAUAUUAAAAAAUGAAGAACAUGUCGAAACGAAUGUUUUAGAAAUUCAAAAUGUGACAACGCUCGAGCCAACUAGCAAUAAUGAAACGAUAGUUCAGCAGAGUAUUCCGUACGCCAUGGAACAAACAGACAGCACACAACAGCUUUUACAGCCGGGACAACAGAUCGGGCUGCAGCAGAGCAUUAUUCAAAUGCAAACUCUGCAACAGGUAACGGGACACAUGCAACAAACCACGACUAUUGGACAGUCAAACCAGCAUACCAUAAUCGUCCAAGGAUCUACGAUAACGGCGCAGCAAACUUCCCAGAUACCUCAGACUGGCGUACAGCAUUUCGUACCGGUUAAUUCACAGGAGUUGCAACCUCAGUCUCUCCAUUCAAACGGAAUAGCUCAAACGCAGGCUCAGUAUCCAAAUCAAGCGAUGAUGCAACCUGCCGUAGUAAUGCAACCACCGCAGCAGCAAAUUCCUAUGCAGCAAGGUAUAAUGCAGAUGCAUAUGCAAGCGGAACAAGCUCAGCGUCCGGCGGUGCAACAAUUUAUUCCGCAACAGAUACAGCCUCCGACGCAGCAGUACGUCAUGCUAUCGGGCCCCAUGCAACCGGUACAACCGACGACUGUGGAUGAUCGAAAUCGCAGAGUGUCGAGUUUAUCCGCUAUGUCCAAUGUAUCUUUGGACUCUCAAAUUUUGGAAUCGCCCGGUAUGACCGAGGAAAAAAGGCAAACCGUGAACGUAACUAGUAUACCUGUAACGCAUAUGCAACACAUACAAGUCGUUCCGCAAGACAUCCCGGCUACAGUGUCAUUGCCACAAAACGUCGUAGAAGCUACUCAACCUCUUCAUCAAAACGUGCAACAUAUUCCGGGAACCUUACCUUCAUCUAUGCCGGUAACUGCUUCGAUACAUCCAGUCGCUACCGCAGACAUUUCCACACCCAAAGUCGCCGUUAAGACGAAAGAGGUAUCUUCGACGCUUCCAGAUCUCGCGCAAAAUUUAGCAAACAUACUUUCGAAUCCAAAAUCCAAAUCUGCCACGCCUCAUCCUUUGGCCAGUCAUGAACCAGCUGCUGUUUCUAAUGUCGUUGCUCCUGCAUCAGUUGACUACAAACCUGUGCAGUCUGAACAGUAUUUUCAGCCUAUACAACCAGAGGCGAGUCAGUUGCAAAUUCAACCGCCUAUUCAACAUAAUUAUCAAGGGCAGAUCAUUCAUCAGGGAUAUCAAGGACAGCAGAAUUUUCAACAAGCGUUUCAAAAUCAGCCGGUGCUUCAGCAAAACCAAGUGCAGCCGAUACCGCAAUCGAUUCCGUUAACGAUCCCUCAAAUUGACGCGCAGUCACAGAUAGUGCAGUCCGUUCUUCAAAGUGUAUCAAAUCAAUCAACCACUCAAGGACAGUGGAUUGUAGCUAAUCAAACUCCCUUACAGCAGCCGAUACGACAUAUACAGCCAAAUCAGCUGCAAUCACUCCCAAAUCAAUUGCCGUUACAACAAGUUCUUUUGCAGCCACAGAUGCAUCAGCAAAUUGUGCAAGAUCAACAACAUAGCGAAUCUUCUGUCAUCAAUCAGUUUGAUCAAUCACAUUUACAUUUAAAACUGCCGGAACAGCAUCCAGCAAAACCUUUGGAAAUUGAGAAUUCGGAAUCUUCGAGUUUAAACUGUAUACGUCGUACUAGUUCCGAUUGUCAAUUACCUACAUCUGAAAAUGAGAAUUCCAGUCAUGAUGUGACGCCUGAGCACACUCUUGUUGAAUCCAUCGAUUCUACGUCGAUUCUGCAACAACAGUUGUCGCAACCGCAGCAGCAGCAACAGCAACAACAACAACAACAGCAGCAACAGCAACACCGCAAACUCAGUCAACAAAAUUCAUUGGACAAAAUGUCGGAUAUAAACGGCGUCGGAAACGUUGGUGCAGGACCACAAACUAUAGCUGAUCUGCAUCAGAAACUUGUACAAGUGACUAGUCAGCCGUCGGAAUCACUGAAUGUUGGUACACCACCUAUAAGUUAUCCAGCUACGCCUCAUAAUAAUCAGAUGGUUGGAGGAUACGACGCGUACAUGCAUUCUUUGCAGCAGAAAUUGUUUAAUAUCGGCGUGCCGGUUUCAUCGGCGAAUGCCGCAUGCCCAUUAUCUCCUCAGACAACAAUACAUUCCUCCACUAUUCUGACCGAUACGCAGGCUGAUGUGUCUAUCGAGGGUUCCACUGUAACGCAAGACAAUUCUGGUGCAUUUGCACUUUCACAAACUAAUGUGGAAUAUUCUCUUGACAGUCCGACACCAGGAACUCACACAGGGUCUGAAAAUAUGAGCCCAAGUAAAGAAAAUGUAAAAAUACGAGCUCAAAGACCAGGAUCCCGUUUACAGGAACUGGAGCAGGAAUUGGCGAAGAUUCAUCAUAGAGGAUCCGUUUUCGUAGCAGCUCCGGUUCAGCCAUUAACACCACCUAUAUCUGCACAAACGCAACAAUCUGUGCAAAAUUUGUUGACAACUGCUCAGCCAGUGUCAAUGAUACCUGUGGCUACUGUUACUCCCAACAUUGUAACACCGCGGUCUGGAACCAAUACUCCAGUUCAGACAGAAGAUACGACUAAUGAGAAGGUAAAUCCUACUCAACCUAUCAGAAAGAUAUCAAGAUUCGUGGUUUCUAAAGUUGCGGGCCCGCCUGUUCAUAGCAAUGCUGUUAAUCAACAAGUUGCUGAUGCUGUAAGGUCUCAAUUACAAACGGAAGAAUUAAAAAUUUUAGAACGGCAAAAUAUUCUGUCUUAUCAUACAGAUGAUCUACAUGGUGUAUCUGCACAAAUACCUCAUAGUCGAGAGAAUUCUGUUCCGCCAAUUGUACAGGCAACUCAUGGUACUAAUAUUUCAAAUAUUGAACUUGAAAAAGAAGAGAGAUUUGUUACUCUUACACCGAGUGAAGAAUACCAAUUACUUAUAAAGAGACAAACUUUGGAACUAGAAACAUUACAAAGAAGACAUAGAGAAGAGUUGGAGCGUUUCCAACAACAUCAGCUGCAAUUGCUUAUUCAGCAACAAGCAAGCGCGCUUCAUCAUCAGCAUCAUCCGUUGCUUUAUCAUACGGUUGCAACAAAUAUUUCCGGAUCUAGAAUUUCAGGCACGGAGGACUAUCUGAUGUUUAGUACAGCGCCGCAAACUCCACUGCAGAAAGGGCCGAACAACUAUCCGGACACAGAUGAGACUUUACGACUGGCCAUGCAGAAAUUGAAGCAGACUCCACUGCAGCUUCAACCGCAGCAGGCAUCGGCUGGAAUACCGCAUGCUUAUGUUAUUCCAAUUCCAGUAGUGCCUUCUGAAAGUAUGCAAAGUGUAGUUUCUCAGCAGAGUAAUAACUGCUCGAAUGAUAUAUCCGAGAGUACUGAUACGACGCACAGUACGGUAGUUGGAAACCCGACGCAGUACCAAUUCGCUCCUAUAUUAUCAGAAGGAACGAAUAUCCCGUCGACAACCGGACCAUUAGCCGCGCCCGCGCCUUUAUCGAUAUCCGGCGCGACAAGCGCCUAUAUUCAGUAUCACGAGGGCCAGCCGCUAUCGAAUUUUCAGACUUUCAGCUGCACACCCCACGGCGGUUUCUUUUUGCCAGCUGGUUAUCGGCUGAUAUAUACACCGCCAACGACACAAUCUCAGCCGACGACGCCUGCCACGUCUCACGUGGCGAAUUCUUCGCGUGACGAUACGCCUCCGACGGCGGAGCUGCAUCAUUCGACCACCGUCGAAAACUCAACGGUUCCUCCUUCGCAUUCGGAUCAAUAACGCAACAUUCGGCUCAUACGCUUCUAUAUUUUUCGGUCGAUUUGCGUUCGUUUUUAGUUUAACGCUCGGUACUGUUUAUAGUGCAGUUUCGCAUCGUUAUCGUCUCGAAUGUAACCCGAAUAUAUAAUUUGCUGUGAAAUGCGCGCGCCAUUGCUAAGACAUUAUCAUAAAGGUGCGAAGACGAAUCGGAAAAAAAAGAAAACGUGAGUGGAACUAUAUGUAACGUUUUUCGGUGUAUGACGCGCUUGCGUAUAUUAAACGAAAUAUCAAAUAUUCUCGCUAUCUGAGCGUGUGCAUGAUAUUACUAUGAUAUGUGCCUCGCAGCGGAAGUAAAGCGGGAAUAAUGUGAAAAGAUAUUGCAAAGAAGCAGUAUAUAUAUACAUAUAUAUAUAAAUUUUCCGAAUGCAACGCAGGAACUCGAGAUAGAGGCCUUUACAUGUACUGUGCUUCGAUGCGUUACAAAAAAGAAGAAAAAAAAAGAAAAAUCUUCCUUCGCUGAGACCUCUAAGGGAUUCUAUUAUUGCCCGACUCCUUUAGUAGCACAGCUCACAUUAGUACAGGCCUCCGCUAGUCUUACGAUUGAAAUGGCAUAUGGCCGUUCUGCUCGGUAUAUGUGUAUAACUGUUACUGUAUGCUGAAUGUGUCGGAAACAAAGACCGAGUGAGUGAUAGGGGCAAGGGGCAAAAAGGAAUAGAGAGAGAUAGAGAGAAUGAGAAGAAAGAGAGAAAGGGAGUGCAUGUAGCUUAUGCGAGUAUGUAUGCGCAAACAUGUAUGUAUGCAUAUAAUUGUGCGGGUAUGUAUGUGUUGGAGGUAAAAAAAUAGGCAGAGAGAAAUAUGAUUAAUAUAGUCACUGUUAUGCUUUAAUGUAUUUCUAGCGAUUUUGCCUAUUUCAAUUAAAGAAAAAAAGUCAUGUGUUACUAGUUAGCAAACCCAUAUAUCUCGUUUACUAUAUUGAUGAUUAUUAUCUUCUUUUAAAGCUGGUAGUAGCCAUUUUAUCUACCGUUGUUUAUUUUGAUAUAUAUAUGAUGUAACAGAGAUAAAUUGUCCGAUGCCAUCUGUAGAUCAUUGACAAGUGCGUGUUGACAGUUCGAUUAUUACCUUUUUAAUUAAUCUACGUGAUGUAUCACUGUCAACAUACUGGAGCAACGUAUUAAAAAAAUUCCUUUUUAGUUCUUGGUAAUCUGUGACAUGUCAUUUCAGAUAGCAAAACAUUCAAUUACAGUUUUAAUUAGAUUUAUAAUAAUGAUUGCUGAAUCAUUUAUACAUCUUAUAACAGAUCGUUAUUGUUUUUGGAUUUUUUGCUUGCAUUAAUAUUGCUUAAAAUCGAAAAUUGUUAAUCGCGAUUAUCGUACGAUUGGCUGUCAGUAUUGUUGUUGCAACUGUCAUUAAGAGGGAAGUGUGUUAAAUUAUUCAUUUUAACAAACGACUUUCGCGGCUACCGUGAAUUUUAUGAUGUUUAUGCCGAGAUUAAAUCUCCUUUUAAGUGUAAGACUUUUUUUUGGUGCUUUUAUGUUACGAUAUUACAUUAAAACCUGUUGAAAUGUUUUCAUAACAAUUGCAAUAGUUUAUUAUAUGUAUAUAUUAUAUACAAUUUAGGACAUUUAAAGCGUUACAAAUUGUUAUCUUUGAAACUACGUUUCAAAUAGUUAUGUUUUUUCUUUGUAUUAAUUGAUUCAGUGUGUACGUAAAAGUAUCAAGGCACAAUUAUCAAAAAAUUAGUUUACGAGAUAUUUUAUGCUUUAUGUCAAAAUAUGUCAGAAUAAUUUUUUCGAUAACUACCGUAAUACUUUUAUAUGCAAAAUAAUUAAAAGAAUCAUUAUGUAAAAGAAUUAUAUUAAUUCUAUAAAAAAAUAGCGAUGACCUUAAAAAUUAAAAAUCGAUUUUGUUCGAAAGGCUAAUUGGUAAAUGGAUCGAGUUUGAUUCCCGAAGUGGCAAAUAAAAACGGUAUGUUUUUACGUAGUUUUGAAGCUGCUGAAUCUAAUUUUGAUUUUUAUAAAUUUUAAUUUAUUAUAUCUGACAAAUAUUGAAAGCACAUAAAGCUAUUAAACAUCUAGUAAAUUAUUGUUUAACUUUACGAAUAUAUUAAUUAAUAUUUUCUUAUUAAUAAAACGUGAUAAUCGUUCUUUAAGACUUCAUGUUCUGCUUGAUAAAAAAAAGUAAAACUUUAUUAAAAAAUUUACUAAAAAAGCAUUGUUUGAUAGGAACUGUUUUAAAUAUCGAUUACGGUACUUUUGAUAGUACUGUUUGUUACAGCUUUUAAUAAUUUUCUCCCAGUAUUUUACAUUUUAUUGCAGUAUUUUACUAUUGGAAAUUUGUAAGAUUUGCGCAAAAAAUGUUUUUAAUCAUCAAGAUCUACUCUGACUAAAUAACUCUUCACUUAUUAAUUUGUGUUCACAAAUUGCUUAACUUUCACUUAAUAUUGCUCAUUUUACUAUAGUUUUACACUAAUAACAUUCUUAUAACUUAUACUUCAACAUAUGCUGAUAAUACCCAAUAAAUUAAAAAUUUUUUAAAGCCAGAAACAAAUACAGGAACUCUAAAACUACAAAAUAUCAUUUUUAUUAAAAUUAAAUGAGGAAAGGUUUUGAAAAUGUAAAUCAAAAUAUAAAUCAAUGCCAUGAAAGCCAACACUAGAUAUUCAUGUGUAAAAUUAAUACAUGUAUUGACAAGUAGUUAUAAGUAUAAUAAAUGUUUCGAUCCUCAAUUUUUGAUCAUCUUCAGUAUAAGUAUAAUAUUACGAAAUGUCUAUUGUACUAAUAACUGCUUAAUGUAUGUAUUAAUUUUAUACACGAACAUCUAGUAUUGAUUCUAACGGCAUUGAUUUAUGUUUUGAUAUUAUUUUUACUUACCAUUCCAGGGAGUUUAUUUUAUCCAUCAUCCUUUGGUGAAGUUAUUAUUUGUGAUUCCUCUUGAAAUCAUAAAACAACUUUUGUCGUGAACAUUUUUUGCUACAAUAUGAUAGUUUCAGGAAUAAUUUGUAACGUUUUAAAUGUCCCAUACUGUAUAUAUAUAACAUGGACUUGACAUUAGAUUAUUUCUUUAUACGAAAUGUGUAAGUGUCCAUCCAAUCGUUAUCAUUAAAUACAGUGUAUAAAUUUAGUAAACAUUCGUUUUAACCGAGUCUUUAAAUUACAGCAAAAUUUCUUUGGUAAUUUAUUCAUUUGAAUGGCUACCUUCUCUCUUUUUGAAUAUCUAUGUUGCAUUAUGUCUAGCAAAUCUUAGUUAUGUAAUUCGAUAUGAAAAAUGUCUUUAUUACGUCAAAUUUCGUUGACAUUUAAGAAAUGGAUAGCAAGUAAUUAACAAAUGAAUACUUUAUUUGUGAAAAAUAGCCUUCGACAAAAUUCGCAAGUCAUCUUUAUUCGCGAAAAUAUCAAAUUGUCAAGCUAGGAUCUCUCAUUUUCUCCCUUACAUUCUUCUUAUCUGAACACUUUUUUUUUAAAGUAGGACAUCUAGUUCAUCGGGUUUUCCUUCGGCAGCCGAUGUGAUUCAUUCCUAAGCCCAGGGCUUGAUUUUCCUACGAAGAUCGAUCAUCUACCGGGUCUCCUUCCGGCAACGUGGUUCCUUUCUACAUUGCAUUGAUAAUUAUUCUAUUUACUGGGAAUAAUACACAUUUUAUUAUAUAUGUA